GGUUCGAAAGGCGGCGGUGGGCCCAGCCGGUCGGCGCUGCCCUGGGCUUCCUGGGAGCCUUCUCUCUGUUCCCUAGGGACGAUGAGGAGAGUGACGAGGACGCCAUUAUCCUGCUGCUGAAGAAAGCCAAGCUCAGCGUCAUGAAGGGCGAACUGGAAAAGGCUGAUCACCUUCUGCAUCAGGCCCUGCGGCUGUCGCACCAGUCGGAGAACACGAAAGCCAUCAUCUACACCUACAGCAUGAUGGCAAAUGUGGCCUUCAUGCAGGGACAGCUAGAAAAUGCAGAAAAGCUCUACAAAGCAACUAUGAGCUAUUUGCUUGCAGGAGACACAAAGGAGGAUGACAAUGCGAUCCUUGAGAUGUCCCUCAAGCUGGCCAGUAUCUAUGCUGCUCAGAAACAGGACAAACUAGCUGUGGCUGGCUACCAGUUCUGCAUUCUGACCUUAGAGGAGAAGGUUGCCAAGCAAAAGGACUUGCCUGAGGAUGUCUUACCAGCUGAAGAAAAGGCCAACACCAAACUCUUGCUUGGGAUGAGCCUAGACUCCUAUGCUCGCUACCUGCAAAACAUCAACCGGCUCCCUAUGGCCCAAAAAAUGUAUGAGAAGGCUCUGCAGAUAUCAAAUGAUGUUCAGGGAGAGACUCAUCCACAGACUGUGGUCCUGAUGAGUGACUUGGCAACUGUGCUGGAUGCUCAGGGGCACUAUGACGAGGCUUACUCCUAUGUGAAGAGAGCAGCUGAGCUGGCAAAGGAGACUCAGCACCCUGAGGAGCACAUGGUGCUGAACAACCUGGCAGCAAUUCUGAUGCACAAAGAAGACUUCCUACAAGCAAAACAAGUGUACAAAGAAGCUCUAAAGCAGGCACAACAGAAAGGAGAUGAUGCUUCUGUCCAGCAUAUCCAGCAAGAACUGGCUGAGCUGGCCAAGAGGAGAAAAGCCUCCAAGUAAGUCUGGGCAGAGUCUAGCCUUCAGGUGGCUGACAAGCACAGGCUGGUCAUUGCUAGAGCCUGGGACCAGCAAUGAGGAUUUGAAGGACUGCUUAACAAGCAGGGCUGAUAUUGCCUAGCAAUUUAGCCCAAAAUAAAG
Indicator indicator is the source of this 1085-nucleotide messenger RNA. It is a transcript of the gene TTC19, whose product is annotated as tetratricopeptide repeat domain 19. NCBI's taxonomy places the organism in Eukaryota, Metazoa, Chordata, Aves, Piciformes, Indicatoridae. The transcript has 10 exons. Gene Ontology annotation, molecular function: protein binding. Bases 141 to 947 code for a protein of 268 amino acids. Gene Ontology annotation, cellular component: mitochondrial inner membrane. Gene Ontology annotation, biological process: mitochondrial respiratory chain complex III assembly. The record is from RefSeq and is a predicted model, not a curated record.